Anas platyrhynchos (mallard) is the source of this 4000-nucleotide messenger RNA. RefSeq names its product multifunctional ROCO family signaling regulator 1 (gene MFHAS1). The record is from RefSeq and is a predicted model, not a curated record. Gene Ontology annotation, cellular component: cytoplasm. Lineage: Eukaryota; Metazoa; Chordata; Aves; Anseriformes; Anatidae. Gene Ontology annotation, molecular function: protein binding.
AUGGUUGUUGCUGCGCAGCAGGGACAGGGGGGGGCCCCAAGGGCAAGCCUCCCCCCACCCCUCAUCCCCCCAUUCCCGGCUCCCCGGGGCCCAUCCCGGCUGCGGGGCGGUCCGUGCCCACCUCCCCGCCUCCCCGCCCCGGCUACGUGCAGGGGCGGCGCCGGGGCAGUGCCGGCGCGGAGCCGCGGGGAGCCCGGGGGAGCCCCGAGCCCGCUGCGGCGGCGGCUGCGGGGCCGCGCCCAUGGCGAGCAGCAGCGGCGGCGGCGGCUGCAGGUAGGGCGGGCGGGCGGGGGGCUCCCGGUGCCGCUCCCGGUGCCGGUGCCAUGGCGCAGACGGAGCCCCCGAAGGCGGCGCGGCUGUGGCGUGAGGCCGCCCUGCGCGCACGGAAGCUGCGGGACGAGCCCGAGCUGGAGCCGGAGCCGGAGCCCAACGCCGAGGACUCGGGCCCGCCUGGGGGCCCCCCGCAGCCCCCCAGCAUCGCUCCCCGCAGCCCGGCGGGCGGCGCUGGGCGAGCUGGAGGCGCUGAACCUGAGCGGGCGGGGGCUGCAGGAGCUGCCCGAGGAGGUGGGCGCCGCCCUGAGCGGGCUGCGGGUGCUGAGCCUGCGGCGCAACCGGCUGAGCCGCCUGCCCCUCGCCGCCCUGCGCCACCUGGGCCGCCUGGCAGAGCUCGACCUGAGCCACAACCGCCUGCGGGGCCUGGGCGACGGCGGGGCGCUGGGGGGGCUGCGGGGCCUGCGCAAGCUGAGCCUGAGCCACAACGAGCUGGGGGCCGAGGGAGCCGGAGCCCUGGGCGAGCUGGGCCGCCUGGAGGAGCUGGACCUCAGCUUCAACCGCCUGCGGCGCCUGCCCGAGGGGUUGGGGCGCCUGCGGCACCUCCGCGCCCUGGAUGUGGACCACAACCAGCUGGCCGCCUUCCCUGCCGUGCUGCUGGAGCUCGCCGCCUUGGAGGAGCUGGACUGCUCCGGGAACCGGCAGCUGGGGGUCCUGCCCGAGGGCAUCGCCGCCCUGCGCCGCCUCAAGAUCCUCUGGCUGAGCGGCACGGGGCUGGCGGCGCUGCCCGAGGGUCUGUGCCAGCUGGGCGCCCUGGAGAGCCUGAUGCUGGACGGCAACCAGCUGCGGGCGCUGCCCGCUGGUUUUGGCAGCCUGCAGAGGCUCAAGAUGCUGAACCUCUCCUCCAACCUGCUGGCCGAGUUCCCCGCCGCCGUCCUGGCGCUGCCGGGGCUGGAGGAGCUGUACCUGAGCCGCAACCAGCUGACCGUGCUGCCCCCUCGCCUCUGCCAGCUCCGCCAGCUGCGCACCCUCUGGCUGGACAACAACCGCAUCCGCUACCUGCCCGACUCCAUCGUGCUCCUGCACAGCCUGGAGGAGCUGGUCCUGCAAGGCAACCAGAUCGCCAUCCUGCCCGAGGGCUUCGGGCAGCUCUCCCGCGUCACCCUGUGGAAAAUCAAAGACAACCCCCUCAUCCAGCCUCCCUACGAGGUCUGCAUGAAGGGCAUCCCCUACAUUGCGGCCUACCAGCAGGAGCUGGCCCACUCCCAGCCCGCCCUCAAGCCCCGCCUCAAGCUGGUCCUCAUGGGCCCGAAGGACGCGGGCAAGACCCUGCUGAGGCGAUGCCUGAUGGAGGAGGAUGGGCAGAAGGAGGACUUGGGGAGCCUGGAUGCGGGCAGCACCCAGCCCAGAGGCUGCCCUGGGCAGCAGCAGGACGCUGGGAGAGCGCCGGUUGCGUGCUGCCCCUUCCCGGAGGACGCGUCCCAGCAGGACCUUCCUUCUCACGUGCCCUCCCACCGAGGGAAGGAGAAGCACCGUGCCCUGCACCGCCAGCCGGAUGCCUCCCAGGUGCCAUUGGGACCGGGGCUGUCAGGCAGCAAGGGCAUCGAGGUGAUGGACUGGACAGCGGACGCGGAGCGGGGCCUGACGUUCAUCGUGUACGAGCUGGCAGGGGACCCGAGCUACGACGUGAUCCAGUCUUUCUUCCUCUCCCCUGGAGCCUUGUACGUGCUGGUGGUGAAUUUGAGUGCCUACGUCCCCCAGCACUUCUACCCCUUGGUGGGCUAUUUCUUGCACUGGCUGGGUUCCAAGGUGCCCCACGCUGUGGUGUGUAUGGUGGGAACCCACGCCGACCUCUGUGCCGAGCGGGAGCUGGAGGAGAAGUGCCUGGACAUCCACCACCAGAUCGCUCAGCAGGAGAAGAGGGAUGCCGAGGGCCUCCAGAGCCUGGUCCAGCAGGUGGAUGAGGCUCUGGGACAGGACUUUGACCUGCGCUGCUCCAGUCCUCACGCUGCCUUUUACGGGGUCUCGGACAAGAACUUGAGGCGAAAAAAAGCUCAGUUCCAGUACCUUCUCAACCACCGCCCGCAGAUCCUCUCCCCGGUGCUGCCGUUCAGCUGCCGGGACCGCUGCCAGGUGCGUCGCCUGCGGGACAAGCUCCUCUCGGUGGCCGAGCACCGCGAUAUCUUCCCCAACCUGCACCGGGUCCUGCCCAAGUCCUGGCAGGUGCUGGAGGAGCUGCACUUCCAGCCGCGAGCCCAGCAGCUCUGGCUUAGCUGGUGGGACUCUGCCCGGCUGGGCUUGCAGGCGGGCCUGACGGAGGAUCGGCUGCAGAGCGCCCUGUCCUACCUGCACGAGAGCGGGAAGCUGCUCUACUUCGAGGAGCACCUCACGCUGCGGGAGUACGUGUUCCACAACCUGCCGCGGCUUAUCGACAUCCUCAACGUCUUCUGCCAGCAGGACGCCACCGUGCUGCUCCAGAAGCUGCUCAGCGACAGCCACAUCGACGAGCUACGGGCCGCCCAGCUCCAUCACUACGUGGAGGGCUUCUUGCUGCACGGCCUCCUCCCCGCUCACGUUAUCCGCCUCCUCCUCAAGCCCCACGUGCAGAGCCGGGAGGACCUGCAGCUCAUCCUGGAGCUGCUGGAGAAGAUGGGGCUGUGUUACUGCGUCAACAAGCCCAAAUGCAAGCCCUUAAACGGCGCCGCUGCUUGGUACAAGUUCCCCUGCUACGUGAAAAACGAGGUGCCCCACGCGGAGGCCUGGAUCCACGGCGCCAACCUGAGCGGGCAGUCGUUCGUGGUGGAGCAGCUGCAGAUCGAGUACAGCUUCCCUUUCAUUUUCCCCCCCGGCUUGUUCGCGCGCUACAGCGUCCAGAUCAACAGCCACGUGGUGCAGCGCUCAGACGGCAAGUACCAGAUCUACGCCUACCGGGGAAAGGUGCCGGUGGUGGUGAGCUACCGGCCGGCCAGGGGGGCUCUCCAGCCGGACACGCUGUCGAUCGCUAGCCACGCGUCCCUCCCGAAUAUCUGGACGGCCUGGCAAGCCAUCACCCCCUUGGUGGAAGAACUGAAUGUCCUGCUCCAGGAGUGGCCGGGCCUGUACUACACUGUGCACGUCCUCUGUUCAAAGUGCCUUAAAAGAGGGUCGCCGAACCCGCACACUUUUCCAGGAGAGCUGCUGAGUCAGCCAAGACCAGAGGGACUGACGGAGAUCAUCUGUCCCAAGAACGGCAGCGAGCGAGUUAAUGUUGCCUUGGUUUACCCCCCCACUCCUACUGUGAUCAGCCCUUGUUCCAAAUAAACCAUCAGUACUGGUGCCAAAGGUUUUCCACUGGGCAGAAGGUGGCUGAUGCUCUACGGUGUUCCCGUCUCUCCGGUUGUGGAGUUGCAUGCCGAUGGGGAACAAUGGGACUUGGGACUCCGAGAUGCUGCGGGGCUGGGGCAGCUCCCUGCUGGGGACCUCGUGGCUGGAGCGGGCACAAUCACCUGGGAGCUGGGGACGACGAGGAGACACGAAGCAAAAGGAUUGCUGCGGAUGGCAGGGCCGCUGGCCCAAGGGAAAGCUCUGGGGAUAGGAUUCUGUGGACCCACUGAUUGUGUGUUGAAAACCCAUUUGGAUCUCAUGAUGAAUGUAAAAAAAUGUUCUUGAUACCAUUUAACUCAGACCUGCUUGGAGGAAAGCCUCUUGAAACGAGCUGUAGCAGGAUUCCCUGGAUUUGUUCCUGGACAAG